AUGCUGAUCAAACGAUUUCUCUGCACUCAAACCGCCGGGGGCGGCGGCAAUGGCCGUGGCCUCCACCGUCACCGAUGGCCGGUAAAGCAAGUGACGAAGUCCAACUUCUCCGAGGCUCUAGACGAAAUCAAAUCCAGCAUAUUCAAUUCCGAUUACGUGGCGGUUUCGCUGCAGAACACCGGUGGUCACUCCGCGCCGUGGCAGAAGCUUCUUCCCAUUGAUACGGUGGAGACGGCUUAUAUGAAGGCCAAGAACAUAGCCGAAAGGUUUCAGAUUCUCCAGUUCGCAGUUUGCCCCUUCUCGGUUAAAGCUUCCAAGCUCAUUGCGCAUCCGUAUAAUUUUCACUUAUUUCCUAGGGAUGAGCUGAAGAUUGGAAUGCCUUCCUACAGUUUUUCAUGCCAAUCAUCAUAUCUGACCUCCAUGGCUCGAGAAGGUUUUGAUUUCAACGCCUGCAUAUACAAUGGUAUAUCUUACUUGUCCAAAGCACAGGAAUCGGGUGCCAAGGUUCAAUUCGGGCAUUUAACCCCUGGUAGCUGCACGGACCGACCUUCUUCUUCAUUGGUCUAUUCAGUUGCCGAUACUUUAUUUAUGGAAAGGAUAAAGUCUCGUGUUAGGAAUUGGAGAAAUGCUUGUAAAGAUCCAAGUAAUGCCACAGAGGUGGCUGAUGCCCUGAUAAGUUCUUUGAGAAAUUUAGUCUCUGGAAAUGAGGUUUUCAGUUCCCGGCCCUCCUUAACCAUUGACGUCUGCAGUGAGCGUCAAGUGCCGCUUGUUAUGGAGACAUUGAAAGAGUUUGAUGACGUUGUAACAUUACCAGUAGCGAGUGGAGUCGGGGUUCAGGCUGUUCGAGUUGUUUUGACAAGUUCGGCAGAAGAUAAGAACCAGUUAGAGAAAGAAAUAAAAGAUAUGGAGGAGGAGAAACGAAGACUUGUCCAUGGCUUUCGGGAGGUGAUAGACUUGAUUUCUACUUCUCAGAAACCCGUCAUUGUGCACAACUCACUUGCCGAUUUCACUUUCAUACAUUCCAAGUUCCUCGCUCCGCUACCGAUGACCAUUGAUGAGUUCAUGAGUUCUUUACUCUCGGAGUUCCCUCAGGUAAUCGAUGUCAACCACCUUAUGGAGGAAGUCGGGAUGCUGGAGAAAAUGAGCAAUAUGCAAUCCGCCACUGCAUUACUAGACAGUCGAUUUUUUGUGCCCGUAGAAAUGGACAUUCUUAAUCGAGGAAAGAGCGAUGAUGAAGAUGUUCACGGGCAUAAGGCUCUGAGAGUGUCCCGUUUGUUCCUUAAGUUAUGUUCGACACUGAAAAUCCGUCUGGACACUCCAGACCUUGUUCAUACCCUCCGGCAAUUUUCUAAUAGGUUUACACCCCAAGCAAAAACUAGUCCCAAAGAUUCUACUGACAACGUAGGGAUUUGGAAAGACCGUAUGAGAACAGUUGGCGUCGAGAGUUUGGUAUUCUUGUGGGGAUUUCAAAGGGGAGCAUCUGCUCGGGACCUGAAAGAUGUUAUAUCCGACGACUCUAGAGAAGACUUUGAUGUUCGUAUGGUGGAUGCAACGUGUGCAGUUGUUGUUUUCUGGAACCCCGAGGACUCGGAACAGUUUCUCAAGGGAAUUGAUUCUGGAGAAGGUUUGUCCGGUGGACUGAAAGAUAUGAUCUCAGAAGGGCUACAAGCCGCGGGCUAUGAGACCUACAAAAGGGCUUGCUGCUCGGGUAUGUUGAAUGCACCCUUAGCCGAGUGUUUGGAUUUAGUUGAGACAAAAUGUGAGGAUAAUAUAGAUAGCAAGUUGUCAUCACGGCCGCGGGGGCAAUCGGUGGUAAUUGGGUGCCGUGAUGAUGUAAUUGAGCUGGAUGAUCUUUAACCUUGAUCAUUCGAAGCAAUUUUAUGCAGAGAGGUGUAAUCUAUUAGGAAUGAACAGAGGCUCAAAUUUGAAAUCAUAUGGAACUAGCAACAUUAAUCAGCAAGAAAAGCAAAAAUUAUGUUACUUUUAAGCACCAAACCCAAAGGUACCGAAAAUUUCACAAGUUCGUGGGAAAUUGGAACUGAAAAUUAGGCGACGGUCUUACAGCAUGUCUAUGUAACUCGACUUUCAUGUCCAAAACCACACAACAAAUCGACAUUGAAUGUGAUCGAUCA
Messenger RNA from Andrographis paniculata, 2132 nucleotides. Its product is annotated as poly(A)-specific ribonuclease PARN-like. The record is from RefSeq and is a predicted model, not a curated record. Lineage: Eukaryota; Viridiplantae; Streptophyta; Magnoliopsida; Lamiales; Acanthaceae. Gene Ontology annotation, cellular component: cytoplasm. The transcript is spliced from 8 exons. Bases 1 to 1857 code for a protein of 618 amino acids. Gene Ontology annotation, molecular function: RNA binding; 3'-5'-RNA exonuclease activity.